CACGUGCGCGGAAGGCCCCGCGCUCGGGCAGCGCGUGCGCCGUGAGUGCCCUCGCGCGGCCGGGGGCGGGGCCGCCGGCACGAGCCGCUGGCGCUGGUUAAAGGCGACAGAAGUUGAAAACACCCUCCCCAAAACACCCUUCUGGCUUUGCUCUGGGGUUCCCCUCCCUGUCCAGGAUGGCAGGUGGCAUCACUGACACCGGAGAGCUUUACUCUCCCUAUGUUGGCCUGGUGUACAUGUUCAACCUCAUUGUUGGAACAGGAGCCCUGACCAUGCCCAAGGCCUUUGCCACAGCAGGGUGGCUCGUCAGCCUCGUCCUCCUGAUGUUCCUGGGAUUUAUGAGCUAUAUGACUACAACCUUUGUGGUGGAAGCCAUGGCUGCUGCAAAUGCCCAGCUGAGAUGGAAGAGAAUGGAAAAACGCAAGGAGGAUGAUGAAGAUGAGGAUUCUUCCUCUGGAGUGUCUGACAGUGAUGUUCUCCUCCAAGAUGGCUAUGAGCGAGCAGAGACACGGCCUAUCCUGUCAGUUCAGAGACGUGGCUCAGCCAAUAUCUUUGAAAUCACUGAGAGGGUGGAAAUGGGCCAGAUGGCUUCCAUGUUCUUCAAUAAAGUGGGUGUCAACCUCUUCUAUUUCUGCAUAAUUAUCUACCUCUAUGGAGAUCUGGCAAUCUAUGCAGCAGCGGUGCCAGUCUCCCUAAUGCAGGUGACCUGCAGUGUCACUGGCAACCAUUCUUGCAGUGUUGGAGACAGCACAAAGUACAACGACACGGACAAAUGCUGGGGGCCAAUUCGAAGGAUUGAUGCUUACAGGCUGUAUCUGGCAGCAUUCACGCUCCUCCUGGGUCCUUUCACCUUCUUCAAUGUGCAGAAGACCAAGUAUCUUCAAAUCAUGACGUCCCUCAUGAGAUGGAUAGCUUUCAUCCUCAUGAUUAUUCUGGCCCUCAUCCGCAUCAGCAGAGGCCAAGCUGAAGGUCACCCGUCCAUGGCCCAGCUGUCGGGCAUCCGCAAUCUCUUUGGGGUGUGCGUCUAUUCCUUCAUGUGCCAGCACUCCCUGCCAUCCCUCAUCACCCCCAUCUCCAAGAAGAAGCACGUCAACAAGCUCGUGCUGCUCGAUUACAUCCUGAUCUUGGCCUUCUACAGCCUCCUGUCCUUCACUGCCAUUUACUGCUUCCGCAAUGACACCCUCAUGGACAUGUACACGCUCAACUUCACCAACUGUGAGAUCGUCAGCGUGGCCUUCAUUCGGUACUUCCUGGGCCUCUUCCCGGUCUUCACCAUCAGCACCAACUUCCCCAUCAUUGCAGUGACCCUGCGCAACAACUGGAAGACCCUUUUCCACAGAGAGGGGGGCACCUACCCGUGGCUGGUGGAUAGGAUUGUCUUUCCUGCCAUCACGCUGAUUCCCCCAGUGCUGGUGGCUUUCUGCACCCACGAUCUGGAGUCCUUGGUGGGGAUCACGGGAGCCUAUGCCGGGAAUGGGAUCCAGUAUCUCAUCCCAGCUUUCCUGGCCUACUGCAGUCGGAAGGACACCCAGCUGGUCUUCGGCAGCGGGACGGUGAACAAGCACCUCUCCCCUUUCCGGCACAGCUUCUGGAUUGUGUUCGUGCUCAUUUGGGGUUUCUCUUGCUUCAUAUUUGUGACUGCAAACAUUGUCCUGAGUGAGUCAAAGCUCUGAUGAGGGUAGCAGCACACUCCCUCUGGAGUUCCAGAGACUUCAGCAUUUCAGCUCCCCCUCUGGAACUGUGCACUGAGGGGGAGAGGCAGUAUGAAGGGAAGUUCCAGGCCGUUGGCUUGGUGACACAGACUUUCUUCACUCCACUUUGGGUGUGGGUGGAGUGGACUCAGCCUUGUUACAGUUCUGGUUCUCGGACAAAGCCCUGGGGCUGAGCCCUUGGCAGCCUGCACCAGUGUCUAGCCGUUCCUGCCUUUGGCUCUGUCAGAGCAGCACAUUCUCUGUCUGUCCCUCUGUGGUUCUCUGUGUGCUGCAGGUCUCAGCACACAGGAGAGAGACAGCCUUGGCUGCAUCACUAAAUGUCCCUUCUCCCAAAGGCAGGAAUGUGCUGUGCAGAAUCCAGCAGGAGUUUGGGAUAACUGAGUCUCUUCUUUCUGCUGAGACUCCUUCAGACCAACCUCCUGUGCCAGCUGAAGGAAAAUAUAAGCGUGGAAAUAGACCUAAUUCAGAAGGAAA
This is a messenger RNA of Camarhynchus parvulus, 2186 nucleotides long. It is a transcript of the gene SLC38A12, whose product is annotated as transmembrane protein 104. NCBI's taxonomy places the organism in Eukaryota, Metazoa, Chordata, Aves, Passeriformes, Thraupidae. The transcript has 10 exons. The record is from RefSeq and is a predicted model, not a curated record. Bases 177 to 1673 code for a protein of 498 amino acids.